Messenger RNA from Ficedula albicollis (Collared flycatcher), 4289 nucleotides. RefSeq names its product netrin-4-like. Gene Ontology annotation, molecular function: protein binding. Gene Ontology annotation, cellular component: laminin trimer. The record is from RefSeq and is a predicted model, not a curated record. NCBI's taxonomy places the organism in Eukaryota, Metazoa, Chordata, Aves, Passeriformes, Muscicapidae. Bases 608 to 2551 code for a protein of 647 amino acids. Gene Ontology annotation, biological process: substrate adhesion-dependent cell spreading; basement membrane assembly; cell migration. The transcript is spliced from 10 exons.
AAAGCACUUGCUUCUCAUCAUCUCUCAGGGACCAAAGCCAACUCUUUUCUUCUUAUGACCCCAUGCUGCAGGGAGCAAAGGGAGAGAAGGUACUGGGGGGCACCUCCUAACAAAGCGGGGCUCAGGCUGCCCGGACCCCCUCGCACCCCCGGCAGCAGCAGGGAAGGCUGCCAGGGCGAACCGGGCACAGCCGAACCGCAGCUCAAUCCACCAAAAGCGAGCAGCAGAAAUGAAAGUUUCGAAAUAGCAUCCUAACAAGCGCCAAGGAGCUGAGCGAGCGGAGCUGCUCUCACCAGCGCCCGAUGGUGCAUCCGAGGGGCUGCGCCAGAGAUGUGACCGUCCCCUACCCGCUGCAUGGAGAGGGGUGAAGGCGCACAGACCCCUCGCUAUUUAUUUAUUUUUUGGAAGAAAUGUAUGGCUGACACCCAGAAGGAAUCUGAGCCCUGAAAAAAAAACUAAACCACCUCUGGACCCAAACGAGAACAAGAAGAAUGAGACAGCAGCCUUGAUCCCUACACUGAGAGGAAGGUGAGCAGGAAGAAGGAAAACACAGAAAAGCCAUGCAAGCACGAAACCUGUAGAUUACUGCAGGUCUUUUUUUGCUUCAAUGAGGACAAAUAUUUUACUGACAGCCAUGCAGCAUAAAGGCAUCAUGCUGAUUGUGUUCUUGGAAUAUUUUAUUUCUGGACGUGGGGAAGCAGAUCCCACCAGGCCACGAGCCUUGCGCUGCAGUGGCCGUGCCUGCAACCCUCCAGUGGGAAACCUAGCCACGGGAAGGACACCAGUGACCAGCACCACGUGUGGCCAGAACAGCACAGAGCUCUACUGCUUCUACCCAGAGCAGAGGCUGCUCCACCACAGCUCCCCUGGCUGUGGGCAGCCCCGCUGCACCAAGUGCAACACCAACCAGCCCGACAACUCCCACGUCCCUGCUGACAUGACAGAUGAUGUCUUUGCAAACCCCAUCUCCUGGUGGCAGUCUGCCCAAGGGGUGCACAGAGAAGAAAUCCAACUGGACUUUGAGACAGAGUUCUACCUGACCCACGUCAUCGCCGUGUUCAAGUCGCCUCGCCCGGCUGCCAUGGUGCUGGAAAGGUCCCAGGAUUAUGGGCAGACUUGGAGGCCCUACAAGUAUUUCUCUGUCAACUGUACAGCUACUUUUGGGCUCCAGGAUGAUCUCAUUGAGGAAGGCUCCAUGUGCACCUCCAGGUAUUCAGAUGCAGUACCCUGCACCAGAGGAGAGGUGAUUUAUCGUGCCUUAAGUCCGGCUAACAAGUUGGAAGACCCUUACAGCCCUGAGGCUCAGGACCUCCUGAAGCUCACCAACCUCCGCCUGCUUUUGUUAAAAAGGCAGGAAUGUCCAUGCCAUGGCUCAGCAUUGGUAGAGAAACCCCAAAGAUUUGCCCACUAUGCUAUUUAUGACCUGAUCAUCCGGGGAAGCUGCUUUUGCAAUGGGCACGCAGAGGAAUGUGAGCUUGCCAACAGGACGGGAGUCAUGGAGAACAUGGUCCCUGGGAAGUGUGUGUGCAGACACAACACGGCAGGGGACCACUGCGAGAAAUGCGCUCCGCUCUUCAACGACCAGCCCUGGAAGCCAGGAGAUGGGAAAACAGGGGCACCAAAUGAAUGCAGAAAGUGUCGCUGUCACAACCACGCCAAGAGCUGCCACUUCGACCUGAGCGUGUGGCUGGCCUCAGGGAAGCGCUCUGGGGGAGUGUGUGACAGCUGCCAGCACAACACCGAGGGACAUCGCUGCCAGAGGUGCAAACCAGGCUUUUACCGAGACAGGGCCAAGCCCAUGUCUGCUCCAGAUGCCUGCAAGCCCUGCGCCUGCCAGCCCAUGGGUUCAGCCAAUGCCACGUUCAGCAGCAGCUGGAGGUGCCACCCCCGGACAGGAUUCUGCUACUGCAAGCCAGGAGUGGCAGGUCCCAGGUGUGACAGGUGCCUCGUGGGCUACUGGGGCUUUGGAGAGCAUGGCUGUCGGCCCUGUGACUGCGCCAGAGACUGCGACCAGCGCACCGGGACCUGCUUCAACGGCUAUGACAGUGAGCCCUUCUUUAACAUCCCCAUCGGGGGACGGAUCCCUGACCUCGUCCAAACACCAAUCAAUGACAGCGAAGAGGAGUGGAAAUGGAACGACCACGAGCAGGGAUUUUCUGCACUGAGGCACCCAGAAAAGUGUGUGUGCAAAGAAAAGGUUCUCGGAAGCGUCAGUGACUUCUGCCAAAUGAAAUAUGCCUAUGUAAUAAAAGCAAGAAUCCUAUCUGCUCAUGACAAAGGGACCCAUGCAGAGGUUGUUGUGAAAGUGAAGAAGGUCCUGAAAUCAGGCAAAGUGAAAAUUGCUCGGAGCAACAGAAGCAUUUACCCAGAAUCCUGGACCAACAGGGGCUGUACAUGUCCCAUUCUCAAUCCUGGUACUGACUAUCUUAUAGCAGGCCAGGAGGACUCUAGGACUGGCAAACUCCUUGUGAACAUGAACAGCCUGGUGAAACCCUGGAAGGCGUAUUUGGGAAAACAAGUAACAGAUAUUCUUCGAACUGGAUGCAAAUAAUUUCUGCUUCAGAAACUACAGUGCUGGACUUUGCCUUUUAGUAACACUGCAGUGAAAGGUGUAGUUAGUUCAUGCAUUCCCAUUCAACGUGCUCCUAGCUGAAGUGAGGAAAGCAGACUUGCCAUCCUUCCUUUCAUGUGCUUAGACAGGAAACUUGGGACAUGACUACUUUUUUAAAAAAAAUCACAGCCUUAUCAUAAAAAAUUACCUAAUGCAUCAUAUGUAGAACACAAGUCAGUUCUUCACUUGAGCCUGACUCCAGCCAGAAUCAUUUUACAAGGCAUAACUGAAGUAUUUCCAUACUUCAGGCCAGAGUCUGAUAUUAAUCUGCAUAAACUGCUUUCAUAACACAUUCAUUACUGGGUGUCAUUUUCUUUAUAAGUGACCACUAAAAGGCAGCAAUUUCCUUCAGCUUUAUAAGUGGCAUAAUACUAAAUAAGCAUGUGAGAGAGCUCAAACUGAUUCACCAUCAGACUGCAAUUAUGCCAAUAUAACGGGCUGCUUUCUAGAAGGCAGUGUUAUCCCACUGCUGACCAGAAACAAACGUGGCUUAUUUUGGGACAGUGUCCUUUUAGAGAUGUGCUCUGCUAUCAAUGCUUAGUGCUGAGCUCUGCUGCAGGAAACACCUUGGCUCAAACUCCAAAUCCAGCUCUUUGCUGUAGUACUUAGUCUGUAACACCACAGAGGUUUCACAGCAAUUACCACAAGUAAUGGUGAAAUUGUGACACUACAAAAGGUACAAAGCAGAAACAGGAGGUAAAUGGAUUGGCUGGAGCAUGUAUCAAAUGAGGUAAGCUGUAGUUCUGGGAGGGCAACCUGGCUAUUCCAACUGUGCUCAAGACCACUGGCCUUUGAUUGCACUUAGUGCUUUCACUGUGCUUUAUUUCUCUUGGUCACACUUCAGGGUAAGAGGCUGAAGCUCUGCUUCCUUCCCAUAGUGCCUGAGGAUUAUUUCUCCCUCUGCAAAAUUACAGGAGUGGUAACACCUGCACUCCAGGUAAAAUUAGUUCUGCUCUGCAAAAGCCUUCUUUCUAAAUCAAUUUUACCCCACAGUAAUCAAGAGGUAGCUACUUAAAUCCUUCCUUAACACAGAAUUUUGAGGAAAUUGUAGUUUGAGACCUGUGUCCCCUGUUCAAGGACUCACAACCAAAUGAAGCUGGUUGGAGCACUCUCUCUUCAACUAAGCAGGAAUUACAAUGAAUCAAUCUAUAUUCUUUCAGAAGGUUACAGAGGAAGACAAGCACACAGGCUACUUUAGCAUAUUUCAAGUCCAUAUCUAAUUUUUAAUGCUCCUAGGGAAGAGUAGAUGAUUUAAUUUAGCACUGUCUGAUUGGUAAGUGGGAUACCUAGAAAACUCUAAUACUAAUACAGACUGAUGGAAGUCCCAGCCUACAACUUAGGCAAUCGAUUUGUUCUCUUUGCCACUGAGAAUGCAAAAAUUCAGCUUCUUCCUUUCUAUUUACUGCCAUUUUACUUUGAAUUUCACAUCGAUUGAAAAGCUGAAAAAUCCUCAGCUCAUUUGGAAAAGGAUGACAGGCAGAUCUUUAGGGGAAAAAAAAAACUCCAAUUUGUUUCCCAACAGGAUAUAAACAGUGUUUCUAGUGUUUCUUCCUCCCUCCUUUUCAGGAAAUUUGCCUUCCUCCAUUGCUUUCUCCCUUUUAAUUCAUUAUUUAUUUGUUGUUACCUAAAGUGGUAUCCAAUAAUGUGGCAUCUCCAACAAGCCAUUUAAUUAAUGCAA